UCACUUCUGCCUCAUUUCUCCUUUCACAUAAAUGAAAAGAAAAAUAAAUAAACCUCUUUCCUUCCACGCCUCAAAUGCAGUUCGCGGUUCAAAUUGUCCACCAUGGCAUCUUGGCGCUUGUGGAAUAAAAAGGAACAACAAAAACCUAUGCGUACUUAAGUCUAACUCUGUAAUCAAUUGAGUAUGGUUUUGUGAAUUGCAGCGAUGGAAACAGCGCUCACUUGCUUCUUCUGUGGUAAAGUCCCGGCGAGAGCAAAAUUAGGGGCUGCAACUGCAAGUGAGCGCUUCCGUUGUAAUAAUGCCUCUGGAUACGUUCGUUUUUCUUCCUUCUGCCGUAACAAUGCCUAUGCCAUGUCCACGUGUUCUCUGUCCCCUUCAUUCGGAACCCAUCGACUCAUUCGAAGCGCCGCCAACAGCAGUAGCAGUGAAACUAAGGCUCCCAGUGAUGCCAAAAGUAGAAGAAGGAGAAGAAGGAGAAGCGGCUUUGAAAAAAGUUGGUCUUCUUCUCAGACUCAGGCGGUGGAGGAGGAGGGUAGUGGUAUCCAUCAGAAUGGAGACCCUAUUGGGAAGAAGGAUCUUGGGAAGAGCGUGAUGAGGUGGAUUCGCGAUAGCAUGAGGGCUAUGGCAUCUGAUUUGGCAGCAGCGGAGUUACAGGGAGAGUUGGAGCUGUGGGAGCGCAUGCGACCGGGUCUCACUUUUAUCAUGCAGGCCCAGCCAUACCUGAAUGCAGUUCCGAUGCCCCUUGGCCUUGAAGUUAUCUGCUUGAAGGCCUGCACCCACUAUCCCACUCUAUUCGACCAUUUUCAGAGGGAGCUUCGUGAUGUUCUCCAAGACCUGCAGAGUAAGUCCUUGGUUCACGACUGGCGAGACACCGAGUCCUGGAAACUGCUUAAGGCCCUCGCCAAUUCAGCUCAGCAUAGGGCAGUUGUGAGAAAGAUAACGCAGCCGAAAACUGUUCAAGGCGUUUUAGGAAUGGAUUUAGAAAAGGUCAAAGCCUUACAGCACAGGAUUGACGAAUUCACCAACCACAUGUCGGAACUGCUCCGAAUUGAAAGGGAUGCUGAAUUGGAGUUUACUCAGGAGGAAUUGGAUGCUGUUCCUAAACCAGAUGAUACUUCUGAUUCUUCAAAACCGAUUGAUUUCUUGGUUAGCCAUGGCCAGCCUCAACAAGAACUCUGCGACACUAUUUGUAAUUUAAACGCCAUCAGUACCUCUACAGGACUUGGGGGAAUGCAUUUGGUGUUAUUCAAGGUUGAAGGAAACCAUCGGUUACCACCUACCACUCUUUCACCCGGAGACAUGGUUUGUGUAAGAACGUGUGACAGCAGGGGUGCAAUUACAACUUCUUGCAUACAAGGAUUUGUAAACAGUUUCGGGGAUGAUGGCUAUAGUAUUACAGUUGCUCUAGAGUCACGCCAUGGUGAUCCUACAUUUUCUAAACUAUUUGGGAAGAGUGUACGCAUUGAUCGUAUUCAAGGACUGGCUGAUACGGUUACCUAUGAGCGGAACUGUGAAGCUUUAAUGCUGCUUCAGAAGAAUGGUUUGCGAAAGAAGAAUCCUUCAAUUUCUGUUGUUGCUACACUGUUUGGAGAUGGGGAAGAUGUUACAUGGCUUGAGAAGAAUCAUUUGGCUGACUGGGCAGACGAGAAAUUGGAUGGAGCAUUAGGAAGUGAAACCUUUGACAAUUCUCAGCAAAGAGCAAUUGCACUGGGUUUGAAUAGAAAGAGGCCUGUAUUGGUUAUCCAAGGGCCUCCUGGUACAGGUAAGACUGGUUUGCUCAAGCAACUUAUAGCAUGUGCUGUUCAGCAAGGUGAAAGGGUUCUUGUUACAGCACCUACUAAUGCAGCUGUUGAUAACAUGGUUGAAAAGCUUGCAAAUGUCAGAUUAAAUAUUGUGCGGGUAGGAAAUCCAGCUCGUAUAUCAAAAAUUGUGGGAUCAAAGUCUCUAGGAGAAAUUGUAAAUGCUAAGCUUUCAAGUUUUCGAGAAGAGUAUGAGAGGAAGAAGUCAGAUCUCAGAAAAGAUUUAAGACUUUGUUUAAGGGAUGAUUCACUAGCUGCGGGCAUACGCCAACUUCUGAAGCAGCUGGGAAGGUCACUGAAGAAAAAAGAAAAGCAGACCAUAAAUGAAGUUCUAUCUAGUGCUCAAGUUGUGCUUGCCACUAAUACUGGAGCAGCUGAUCCUUUGAUUCGAAGGCUAGAUACUUUUGACUUGGUUGUCAUAGAUGAAGCUGGACAGGCAAUUGAACCCUCUUGCUGGAUUCCCAUACUGCAGGGAAAGCGCUGUAUUCUUGCUGGUGAUCAAUGCCAACUUGCUCCUGUUAUAUUAUCACGAAAGGCCUUAGAAGGUGGUCUAGGAGUAUCUCUACUGGAGAGAGCUGCAACUUUGCAUGAAGGGAUUCUCACCACCAGGUUAACAACUCAAUACCGUAUGAAUGAUGCAAUUGCUAGUUGGGCUUCAAAGGAGAUGUACGGAGGAUUGUUGAAGUCCUCAGAGACUGUCUUUUCACAUCUUCUUGUAGACUCUCCUUUUGUCAAGCCUACUUGGAUAACACAAUGCCCACUGCUAUUGCUAGAUACUAGAAUGCCCUAUGGAAGUCUGUCAGUUGGUUGCGAAGAGCAUCUAGACCCAGCAGGAACAGGCUCGUUGUAUAAUGAAGGAGAAGCUGAGAUAGUUUUGCAGCAUGUCUUUUCCUUAAUUUAUGCUGGUGUUAGCCCAACUGCUAUUGCAGUGCAAUCCCCUUAUGUUGCUCAGGUUCAACUUUUGAGGGACAAGAUUGAUGAAUUUCCCGAAGCUGCAGGUACUGAGGUUGCGACCAUCGACAGUUUUCAAGGUCGGGAAGCUGAUGCAGUUAUUUUAUCCAUGGUACGAUCAAACAAUCUGGGAGCCGUUGGAUUCCUAGGGGAUAGCAGAAGAAUCAAUGUUGCCAUCACAAGAGCACGCAAACAUUUAGCUUUGGUCUGUGACAGCUCCACCAUAUGCCACAAUACCUUCCUAGCAAGACUUCUGCGUCAUAUUAGACACUUUGGUAGGGUGAAGCAUGCAGAACCAGGUAGUUUUGGAGGAUACGGACUUGGGAUGAAUCCAAUAUUACCUUCCAUUAAUUAGUAUGUAACAGUAGCAUGCAACAAAUUUUAAAAAUGACCUAUAAAUUGUCUAUGGUUUUUUUUUUUUUUUUGGGGGGGGGUGUGGCGGUAGGAAUGGAUAGGUUUUUCCGUUCAUUGAUCAAAACUUGUAUAGUUGUAUAGCAAUUCAUAAAUUCAAAUUUGUGUAGCGUAUCAAGUAUCGCUCAUGCAUUAAAAUUAUGGAAGAAAAGUUUCAUUGUAACUAAAUUAGGGAAAUGAUUUACGGAACCCAAAAUGUU
Molecule: messenger RNA, 3361 nt
Organism: Cajanus cajan (pigeon pea)
Lineage: Eukaryota; Viridiplantae; Streptophyta; Magnoliopsida; Fabales; Fabaceae
Product: P-loop containing nucleoside triphosphate hydrolases superfamily protein
Molecular function (GO): ATP hydrolysis activity; 5'-3' DNA helicase activity
Source: RefSeq, a predicted model, not a curated record